AUGUACAAUUUGAAUACAAAUAUUUUAUUAAAUACAGAAAUUACUAGUCCUCUAGACCAAUUUGAAAUAAGAGACCUAUUAAGUAUAGACGCUCCUAUUUUUAACCAUUUACAUAUAUCUUUAACUAACAUAGGAUUAUACUUAGUAAUAGGACUUAUCCUUAUAUUAUCUCUUAGUAUCUUAACUACAAAUAAUAAUAAAUUAGGAAGUAGUAGAUGAUCUAUUAGCCAAGAAUCUUUAUACGCAACAAUUCAUAGUAUAGUUGUAAAUCAAAUUAACCCUAAAAGCGGUCAAAUUUAUUUCCCAUUUAUUUAUACUUUAUUUAUUUUCGUUUUAAUAAAUAAUUUAAUAGGAUUGGUACCAUAUAGUUUUGCAGCUACAAGUCAUUUUAUUUUAACUUUUGCUCUUAGUUUUACUAUAGUUUUAGGUGCAACUAUAUUAGGAUUCCAAAACUAUGGAUUAAAAUUCUUUUCUUUAUUAGUUCCAGCUGGUUGUCCUUUACCUUUAUUACCAUUAUUAGUUUUAAUAGAAUUUAUAUCUUAUUUAGCUCGUAAUGUUUCUCUUGGAUUAAGAUUAGCUGCUAAUAUCCUUUCAGGUCAUAUGUUAUUAAACAUAUUAGCUGGAUUUACUUACAAUAUAAUGACUUCUGGUAUUAUUUUCUUCUUCUUAGGAUUAAUUCCAUUAGGAUUUAUUGUAGCUUUCUCUGGAUUAGAAUUAGGUAUUGCUUUAAUACAAGCACAAGUGUUUGUAGUUUUAUCUUCUAGUUUUAUUAAAGAUGGAUUAGACUUACAUUAA
Molecule: messenger RNA, 795 nt
Organism: Verticillium alfalfae VaMs.102
Lineage: Eukaryota; Fungi; Ascomycota; Sordariomycetes; Glomerellales; Plectosphaerellaceae
Source: the annotation of a RefSeq genome assembly